Messenger RNA from Daucus carota subsp. sativus, 1488 nucleotides. RefSeq names its product protein ROH1A. The record is from RefSeq and is a predicted model, not a curated record. NCBI's taxonomy places the organism in Eukaryota, Viridiplantae, Streptophyta, Magnoliopsida, Apiales, Apiaceae. Bases 282 to 1445 code for a protein of 387 amino acids. The transcript is spliced from 2 exons.
AAUAAAAAUUUCUGAUUUAUUAAAAAAAAUUCCGAUUAAUUUUGAAUUGAUAACAUGAACAAACUCUAAGAUAAAAUGAAAUAUGCCAAGUCAGCUGCAACGAGAAGAGAUCAGAAAAAUUCUGGUCCAUAGACAAACGUAUGACCCUCCAAAAACAACGUUAAAUAUAUGCCUCAUCAAACCAUACGAACAUAUAAACUUCUGCAAUCUUACUUCUCAAUUCCUCGUUUUAAUUCUGCAAGAAAAAAUAAAUCAAUUAGAACGUCGAAAAUUGAUCAACAAUGCCGCCAACAGAUCACCAAUCUUCAUUUCUCAACCGGAUUAGCAUCCGUCGUAAUCAAGUAUCCACGAUGGAGAACAACCAUGAUCAAGAGCUAGAAGACAUUGAGCUAUUCCAAAAACACGUGGCUGAUCGCCUAGCUGAGCUCGCGUCGUCAGGCGACGAGAGCAAUGUGUUCCUCUCGAUUGCCUGGUUCCGAAGCCUUUUAGACGCAUUCCUCUGUUGUGAGGCGGAAUUUAAGGCCGUUUUGAUCAUUGAUCGUGAUCCAACUCAAUUUAUUAAGCCGCCUCUUGAUCGCGUCAGUGCAGAGCUUCAGGACAGGUGUGUUAAGGCCUUGGACAUAUGUAAUGCGAUAACUUAUGCAAUUGAUAUGGUACAUUACUGGCAGAAGCUCGCGGAGAUUGUUGUGACAUCUUUAGAAGAAAGGCCUAUUGGAGACGGACAGGUGGCUCGUGCCAAGAAGGUUUUGAACGCGUUGUUGGUGUUAAUUACUGAAGAUUACAAGGAGCAGAAAACUACAGAGAGGAGCUGGUCAUUUGGCCGGAGGGGAUCAGGGGCCUCGGUUUCCAAGGACCAGAGUAGUAAAAAUUUUAGGUACUUGAAUAUGUGUUUUGCUAAGUCAUGGUCUUCGGCCAAGGAGAUUCAGGCAAUGGCGAGUAAUCUGGUGGAGCCACGAGGCAAAGAGGCGAAUGGAUUGGCAAUGCCGGUUUAUGUCAUGAGUAGUGUGAUGGUUUUUUCGAUGUGGGCUCUUGUAGCAGCGUUUCCUUGCCAGGAGAGGAAUGGAUUGCCUACUCAUUUUCCUGUGGCGAAAAAUUUGAACUGGACUCAGUCGUUAAUUUCUUUGCAGGAGAAGAUAGGCGAGGAAUGGAAGAAGAAGGAGAAGAAAGGAAAAGGAGGAUUAUUGGAUGAGCUGCAGAAGAUGGAGAAGGUGGUAACGUCAUUGAUUGAAUUCACGGAAGCGUUUAAGUUUCCAGCAGAGGAAGAGAAGGUGAAAGAGGUUGAGGCGCAGGUGGCAGAAUUGUCGGAUAUUUGUAAGAGAAUGGGGGAGAGCUUAGGACCGCUGCAGCAACAAGUGAGGGAGAUUUUUCAUAGGCUUGUCAGAAGCAGGGGUGAGCUAAUGGAUCUUGUUGAGCAGGCAGGCUUCAUUACUGCUGCAUCAAAUUAAGAUUAGUAACCAAAUCAAUGGAACUUCAUGCAUUAUCUUGUUU